Molecule: messenger RNA, 1154 nt
Organism: Maniola jurtina (meadow brown)
Lineage: Eukaryota; Metazoa; Arthropoda; Insecta; Lepidoptera; Nymphalidae
Product: geranylgeranyl pyrophosphate synthase-like
Exons: 9
Coding region: 181-1137 (318 amino acids)
Biological process (GO): isoprenoid biosynthetic process
Molecular function (GO): prenyltransferase activity
Source: RefSeq, a predicted model, not a curated record
AUGAGCCUUAAAUUCAUUAAGAGAUAUUAAACAUAAAUAAAUACAAUGUGCCAAGUAGUCGUAUAUUCAUUUGAAAGACUGAUUCCUUUUGAAAAACAUACUUAGGCACAAAGAAUUAUUAUUAUUAAUUAAUCUUAUACCCGAUUCAUAUCAAAUUGUAAAGUGCAGAAUAGUUUCAAAAUGACAGAAGAAAAAGUGUAUAGUGAAUUUAAAUAUGAAAAUGAACUCCUGUCCCCCUUUAAUUAUAUUCAGCAAGUGAAAGGCAAGCAGUUGAGAGUAAAGAUCAUCCUUGCGUUUAACUAUUGGUUCAAAGUGCCCAGUGAGAAAGUGCAUCAAAUCUUAGAUGUACUCAAUAUGCUCCAUAACGCAGCUUUGAUAGUUGACGAUAUUGAGGACGAGUCGAGUGUCCGGCGAGGGCUACCGGCGGCGCAUUGUGUUUACGGACUACCGAUGACAAUUAACGCCGCUUUCCAUGCAUUAUUUUUGGCAUUAGAGAAACUCUCGAAAAUAAGUCCCAAGGCAGGAGAAAUAUUAAUAGAGCAUUUUCUAGAAGUGGUCCGCGGACAAGGGCUAGACAUUUACUGGCGAGAUAAUUGCAUAUGUCCAACUGAAGCUCAAUAUAUGGAUAUGGCUCAACGAAAAAAUGGCGCAUAUUUAGUGAUGGCUGUCCGUUUGCUUCAAUCCUUUAGCGAAGACAAGACGGACUAUACUAACUUAGCUUUGACUUUAGGAAAGUACUUCCAGAUAAGAGAAGAUUACUGUAAUAUCGGUAAACAGGAGGCUUUAGAAGAAUGGCCUGGCUCGGAAGAUACACAUGCGAGGGAGACGAGUUAUUUCGAAGACCUGACAGAGGGCAAGUUCAGUUUCCCUGUCGUCCACGCAAGCAAUACACCAGAUGGCAACCAAAUACUGAAUAUUUUACGGAAACGGACCCGUGAUGCUAAUGUCAAGAAGUACUGCAUUUCGUUACUGGAAAAAAGCGGGAGCUUGCAGUAUACACGCGACGUCCUCCUAGACCUCGACAAGGCAGCCCGGGCAGAGGUCGCUCGUCUUGGAGGAAACCCGAAGAUGGAAGUUGUGCUUGAUGAACUCUUAAGUUGGCAAGAUCAAUAUGAAAUUAUACACUUACUUAGCUAAAUUGUUUAGGUGUAACA